Molecule: messenger RNA, 3876 nt
Organism: Ictalurus furcatus (blue catfish)
Lineage: Eukaryota; Metazoa; Chordata; Actinopteri; Siluriformes; Ictaluridae
Gene: sxph
Product: saxiphilin
Exons: 17
Coding region: 87-2267 (726 amino acids)
Biological process (GO): iron ion transport
Cellular component (GO): recycling endosome; plasma membrane; early endosome
Source: RefSeq, a predicted model, not a curated record
AAGCGCCCAAUCUGGCAACACUGACCGGCUAUACACUGAGGAGCUGAACUUCUGUGUGUGAGUCUCAGUGCAGUGAAUUAGGCAGCAUGAUGAAGGGUGUGUGUGGAAUAAUCGUCAUCCUCCUUUUCUCCACUGCUGUGUGGGCAAAAAAGAUGCGCUGGUGUAUAGUGUCAGAGCCAGAGCGAAGGAAAUGUGCAGACCUGGCUAAAGCACUAGGAGCCGCUUUUCCUCCUGCAGCCACAUUGUACAGCCAACUGUCAUGUGUCAGAGCCUUCAGCACUGCUGACUGCCUCAGUAAGAUACGGGACAAUAAAGCUGACCUUGUGACUCUGGAUGCUGGAGAGGUCUACUCUGCAGUGAAGCAGUUUGGUCUUGCAGCAGUCGCCAAAGAGAUCUACAGUGAUGGCACCUGUAUCCUGGCAGUGGCAGUAGUGAGAAACACAAGCUCGAUAGACAUCCGUUCUCUUAAGGGAACUACGAGCUGUCACAGUGGAGCUCGCUGGACUUCAGGCUGGAAUUUGCCUUUAGGGCAGCUGCUUUCCCACAACCUCCUGCCCUGGGCUGAAGGACAGCCCCUCAGUCAGGCUGUCAGUGACUUCUUCAAUGCCAGCUGUGUGCCUGGAGCUGGUACCAUGACAUUCAGCAGCCUGUGUUCCAGGUGCCAGGGUCAGAGGUCAUAUGUUCCACAGAGGAACUUUUACUGCGAGACAUCUCAUAAUGAACCAUUCUACCAUAACCAAGGGGCGCUCAGAUGCCUGAAGUCUGGAGCAGGAGAUGUGGCCUUUGUGGAUCAUACAGCCCUGGACAGCAUAGAUGACAGUGUGAAGGAUGAAUACAGGUUACUGUGCACAGAUGGCACUCGAGUUCCACUGAGCAGUUUCAGAAAGUGCAAUUUCGGCCGUGGCCCUGGUGGAGCUGUGGUUACACGUAUAAACAACCAAAACCUUGCGCGCAAGUUCCUGUCAGCGAUUCAGACAGCGUUUGGCCGGAAGAGAAGAGAGACUCAUCGUUUCCAGCUUUUUGAUUCAUCAGUUUACGGUGUGGGGGAUUUGCUGUUCAGAGACGUCACUGAUAAACUGUCCAUACUGCAACAAGGCAUAGAUAUCAGUCAGGUUCUGGGACUGGACUACGUUGCUUUGCUCAAGGGGUUAAGACAUGAAGGCAGCUCUCUGGAGGACAGUGUGGUGAGAUGGUGCUGUAUAAGUCAUGCUGAACAGGAGAAAUGCGAGCAGUGGGCUCUUAGCAUAAAGUCGGAUCCUCUUGUAUGUGUGAGCGCUUCGUCGAUGAGUGACUGCAUUGAGAAGAUCAAGAGGGAUAAAGUGGAUGCUGUGUCCUUGGAUGCUACACAUGCUUUUAUAGCAGGGAAAUGUGGCCUUGUACCUGUAGUGACUGAGUAUUAUGGGACAAAGUGUGAAUUCACCGGAGGAGAACCUUUAGAGGCUAAAGACUUAUCAUCAGUGUAUGGUGUGGCAGUGACACGGCGCUCCAGUAAAAGUGUGUAUGUUGGGAAUCUCGGUGGACGACGUUCCUGCCAUGGUCUCAUGUACAGUCCCGCUGGCUGGGUUCUGCCUGUCCAAUACUCUCUGAGUUCAGCACUUAACAGCAGCGUCCCCUGUGAGCCAAACAAAGCAUACUCUAAGGUGUUUUGGAAGGGCUGUAUGCCAGGUGCUGAAGGCAGUCUGUGUAAGGUGUGUGUAGGUGGGACAGAAGAGGCUGCCACCAAACGAUGCUCCAACAACCACAAUGAGCGCUACUAUGGAAAUAUGGGAGCUCUGAGGUGUCUGGUUGGAGAUCCCAGUGGGAAAAGCUACGGAGAUGUGGCAUUUAUGGAGCAUCACAACCUAGAAAGCAACAUUGAAUAUCUAAACAGUAGUGGCUGGGCCAAGGGCUGGGUUUCCAGGGAUUUUGAGUUGUUGUGUGCGGAUGGACAGCGGGCUUCACUGACAGAAUGGAAGAACUGUAAUCUGGGAGCCAUCCCGCCCAACAUUGUUAUGACACGACCUGUACUGGCUGCUCGUAUCUACGACUUCCUCAUGAAGUCACAGGAGACACGUCCAGAUUCUGAGUUCCGUCUGUUUGAGUCUCAGCAGUAUGGUGAAAGUGAUCUGCUGUUUAAAGAUGCCACACAGUGUCUGGUCCACACUAGCCACAUGGACUAUCGCACCAUACUAGGAGAGGAUUUCUUUUCACAAGUGGAAAGCAUCUUUAACUGCACACAUUCAGACAUUCUGCAGUUUUGCAACCACGAUGUGUGCAGCAUAUUCUGAACAACCUGACGACAUCAUAUGGCAUCGGGGGUGUUUCUUUUUAUAAUCUCUACAACUCAAAAUAUUACUCAAUAAAAUCUUCUCUUUACUGCUGGUGCAUAUUAUGUAAGCAAUAAAACACUUCAAGGCAUGCUGUUAUAGGAAACAAGUCAGCUCUGGGGUGGUGUGAUGCAGCCAGACACAAAGCAGAGGGCUGUUAUCACCCCAAUUUGAACUAUGUUCCAGUAACUGCACAUCCUGAAGUGUUUCAUUCCUCACAUUUUUUUAAUCUUUGCACUGUUUUAUUUAUCGUAACUGCAGCAAAUUUUCAACUAUUGCAAAAUUUUAUUUAUUAAUUAACAAAACGAUGGUCUUUUUAACCAUUUAUAGUUAAUAAUGUGGAACAAUAAGACAAACCUCUUGAAAAAAAAACCCAAUAGAAACUAUCACAGAAAUUCUAAUGGUUUUCAUUACAAAUACCAUUACAAACCAUCAGCUGUUAACCAUUCAAUUAUUACCAAAUGGUUGUCGUUAUGUAGUAGGGCGUAUUAAGGAUGUAGGUCUUCCACUAGACAUAACAUGCCACCAAUAGAAGCCAACAAAUUACCAGAGGUCCACGGGGACCAUUUUCCAUUAAAAUCAAUACAAUUCCAAUUAUAACCAUUAAAACCAUUACAAAUUCUAUGAGGGUUUCUAUUUUUUUUUUCAAUAUGGAAGUUAGUUCCUGUUAUCAGUUAUGCUAUAGUACACGGGUGUCUAAUCUUAGACAAUGUGAUUGGCCAAGGUAAUUGCAGGUUUUCAUUCCAAUCAAGCAGGAGCCACACCUGAUUCCACCUGUUUAAUCAGUUGGUCUUGGCUUUCAAUAGACAGCUUUUCUGCUUAGUUGGAAUGAAAACCUGCACCUACACCGGCCCUUUCCAGAUAAGAUUGGACACCCCUGGUUUAAACAAUCAUUCUAACAGGACACACCUGGGUAACAAGAAACAUCUGUUACAUGUUCCAAUAUUUUUGCUCACCUAAAAAGUGGGUGGCCUGAUACAAAAUGUGCUAUCUACAUAUAAAUACUAGGAAAUAAAUGCUGAAAUUUUAAACUCGCUUCUUAUUUUCAUCUUUUGAAAUCAAACCCAAAUGUGUUCAGUCAACAGCAAAACCAAAUGAACUGGCCUUGCUGUUCAAAUGUGUAUGUACAGUUGAGGUCAUAAGUUUAUGUACACCUUGCAGAAUCGGUAAAAUGUUACUAAUUUUUAAACGCAAUAAUAGUACUAGAUAUGUAAUGUUCGUCACGACAAACUUUGAUGUUGGCUUGAGAAAGCCAGCCAUCAGCUAGACAGUGUUCCAAUACUUUUGGAGCUAGGCGGCAUCUCGGUACUUUUGGAGCUAGGUGGCAUCCCAGUACUUCUGGAGAUAGACCGUGUUCCAAUACUUUUUGUGCUCAGGCCAUGUGUACUGAGCUGUGUGUGAGUUUUGACAGUUGGAGUCAGGCUCUGAACAUGUCCCUCAAUGUCAGUGAAUGAGAGGUUUUGGGUAUUUUCAUCGCCCACAAUGGGUAUACUGGGCAUACAAUCAGUUUGAAAAAUAGAGCCCUGACCAAUGUGAAUUUUUAAUGGAAUUCAAUGGAAAUUUUGGCCAC